This is a messenger RNA of Pseudo-nitzschia multistriata, 7836 nucleotides long. The record is from the annotation of a GenBank genome assembly. Lineage: Eukaryota; Bacillariophyta; Bacillariophyceae; Bacillariales; Bacillariaceae.
CAUCUUCAUCGCAUCGCACCGUACGACAAGGAGGAGGAUCGCGUUCGGACCGACGGAGAGCAAACCCAGGAAGCAAUGGAGGAGCACGGCACGGGAGGCCACCCGAGCCCGGAGCCCACCGCAGAAGUGCCAGUGCCAGUACCAGUGCCAGUGCCAGCAGAUGCGGAAGCAGAAGCGGCACCGGCGGCGAACCGGGGCAGCACGGGAAUUUCCGAUGCGGGAAUUGCGGACGCGAAGAACGAAGCGGCUGCCACCGCAAACGGAGGUGCAAAGGCAACUUCAACCUCAGCCGCAAAGAAAACCUCGAAGGACGGCUCCAAUGCCGGUGGAACGAACGACGAAAAACAACACCAGAACGAAGCAGAAGCAGAAGCAACAGCAACAGCAACAGCAACAGCAACACUAGAAGAAGAAGCAACAGCAGAACCAAGAACAGAGGAAGAAGAAGCAACAGCAACAGAAACAGCAGAAGCAACAGCAGAAGCAACAGCAACAGAAACACCAGAAGCAACAGCAACAGCAGAAGCAGAAGCAGAGGAUUCCCCCUCACGGAGCAGCCGCCGCCCUAGGCGUUCCCGCCUCGCCGCGAUGGAAGCCAUGGCCGCCGCUUCGGAGCCGUCCCGGAGGGCCGCUUCUUCUUCUUCUGCCGCUGCUUCUUCUGCUUUUGGGCAAGGACGGAACCAGGCACAAGCACAAGCACAGCCGCAGCCGCAACCGCAGCGGGACCUCGACGCCCUCGACGCCGGCCGGCUGGUGGAGCAGAACAAGCACCUCCCCUCGAGCGGGCAGCUCUACCCGGUCCACGGAAGGAUCGAGGGCCCGGAGGCCCGAGAGGGGCGGAUCCCGGAGCGCUGGAGGGUGCGCUGGAUGGAUCCGAGGGAGCGGAUUGGCACCAGCAACAAACGCAGCAGCAACAUCAUCAACAGCAGCAGCAACAGCAACACCACCACCACCAUCCUCCUCGAGGACGAGUGGACCCGGGCCGAUCUCUCUUCCCACGACGCGCUGCUGGAGAGCGGGCAGAACCCCUUCCGGGCCUACCAGGGMAGCAGGGGCGCCCGCUGCGGGCCUUCCCUCGGACACGCCCUCGACACCCUCCGGAAACGCUACCAGAAGCUCGUCCUCCGGGACAUUGAGCACGAGUCCUUUGCUGCUGGCGCGAGCAGCACCACCGCAUCCACGUCCACGUCCACGUCCGCGUCCACCAGAUCGUCCGCCGGAGACCUGCUGCCGACGCUGGUCCUCGUCGCGGCGCUGGAAGACGCCCUCCAGGCCUCGCUCAGGCACCAGCACGCCAGCGAGCUCGAGCGCAGGAGCACCGAAACCGGAAGCGGCGAACMAGACGCCACCGGAACCAGGAGGACCAAGAGCCGGAACCGAGCCGGAACCGAAGCGGCGGGGGCCUACCACCACCCGCCCCUCUACUAUACCUCCAAUCCCAAUUCCUACCUGGCGGCUCCCUCCGCCGAGGCCGAUGCGGAGGAGGCCCUGGCCCGCAGGAUGGAAGCCCUGAACCCGAGGGCGGUCCUCACGCCGGCGGUCCUGGCGCAGCGGAUCCGGGACGGCUGCCGGUGGGCCCACGACUACCUCCGCCAGCAGCACCAGCAGCAGCAGCAAAAGCAGCACCAGCAGCACCAUACCAACGACAAAAACAACGACGAAGACCUACACCACCUACACCCGGACCACGACUCGAUCGUUGCCGCGGCCCUGGAGCUGGAAGACCGCUCGUCCAAAGCAAGGCAGCUCCUCGCACGGGGGGACGGAAGGGAGUCCCCUUCGGCGGAGAUGGAGGGCAACCCCGGGGAGAAGGGUUCCGAACCAAUCCAAGCCGGACWCGGACWCGGACACGAGAGGCACCGCUUCCGGGAGCGGACCCGGGAGCGGACUACCACCCGGACCAGCACCCGGACCAGCUCCCGGGCAUCGGUGGUUGCGGCGGCGACCUCCCGUUCCGGUCCCGCGGGGGUCCCCGAGCCCUGCCCGGUACGGAAGGGGGGGAGGAUCGCCCUCUGGUGGCUGGCCACCCUCGAGGAACACCGCUCGUUCCACCAGGCCAGAGAGCGGCGGCCGGGAGAACAAGAACAAGAAGAACAACAAGAAGAACAAGAACAAGAACAAGAACAACAAGAACCACCAGAAGAAAACGACUCGAGCCGGGACUCCAGCGAGGACUCCGGAACCGCGCGCGAUCCACCACCCCCGCUUUCCCAGAACGGAGGGGAUCCGAAGCACCCUUCUUCUUCCGGAUUACCGAAAUCGAAAUCGAGAUCGAGCUCCAAAUCGAAAUCGAAAUCGAACUCCGAAUCCGAAUCCAAAUCCCCCGACCGCUCUUCCACCGCCAUGGUCACCGGGGAAUCCUACGACGCCGCCAUGGGACCGGCCGACGACGAGGCCACGUCCAAAACCGACGACGACGGGGACUUUGAAAUGUCCCGGGAGGACGAAGACGACGAGGAGGAAGACCGGCUCGAGGGCGUUUCCAGGGAGCGGCCGCUCACCCCCGUCCCCGGUACCGACGACGACGACGACGAGGACGAGGACGGGUCUUCCGAAGAGGAAGAGGACGAAGACGAAGAGGAAAUCGACGAGGAGCAGGCCGUCGUCUGGGACAAUCCCUACCUCGCGCCACCGGUUGAGGCCGUCCUGGAAUACCUCUCCCGGCCCAAGUCCCUCUCGGGAGAGGACGUGCAGGCCGCCGUCGAGGCCGUCCUCCUGAGGCAGCGGCACAACAAGCCGAAACACCUAAGGGCCACCGCCUCCCACUCGCUCCCGGUGGCACUCCUGGAGCCCUGCGACAGGGCCCUCCUGCACUGGGAGCACCAUUGCGACGACCACGACCAGGACUACGGCAACAACAAUAACAACAACAACGGCAACGGCAACAACCACAACAACCACAAGCUGGACGACUCGGAGGUCGUCCUCCGGUGCGUCAGCGGGGAAACCCUCCAGGAACUCCAGCGGCUCGACCCCGGUGCCUUUGGCCGGUGCAAGUUCGAGCUGGACACGAUCGGCAGAAGCACCCACCCGACCCAUCACGGGAACAAACACCCGUACCAGCUUCCCUCCUCCUCCGACACGGCCUUCGACCGCCGCCUUUCCGCCUACCGGGCCCGCAAGCAGCACGACCGAUGGCGCUUCAAAGGCAUCCACGAGGGUCACGCGGUGUGGCCGGCCUGGAACGCCGAGGUGGAGCGGUGGAUCAAGGAGAGGGCCUCCCUCGAGAGCGACAAGGGCAAGGACAAGGGUGGCAACGGCGACGACAAGGACAACCACAACGACAACCACAACCACAACGACAACCACAACGACAACCACAACAACAACAACAACAACAACGACAACCACAACGGCGAGGCCGGGGAACGCGAGAGCGACGAGGCCCUGGCCCGGAGGCUGGCGGACGCCGAGGCGAGCGGGGCAGGCAAGCCCAACGCCACAACAGCUUCGACCGGGAGGCGGUCCACCCGCAGCCGGGGGGCCUCCUCCGGAAACAGCGGCUACGAGGGUGGGGCGGUCUUUUACGGGAACCAGUCCAGCAUGACGCAGAAACAGCUCUCGGACGCCCUGCUGCGGCUGGUCAAAACGGCCACGGAAGGCCCCCGGGUUUCCUCCGCCCCMACCCUGCUGKCCCUGCAGAAACUCGUCGCCGACGACUCCUCCGAUCCGCUCCGGAGGAUACGGAUCGCCCUCGGAAAACUCGUAUGGAAGAGGAACCUGCUGGCCAGGAAAGCCGUUUCCCCGGGGGAGACCGAAKGGGAUCUCUACAGGUCCCUCGCAAGGGGGAAAUCCCUGCUGAGCUUCCGGGAACGCGGGGAAGACCCUUCGGAAGGAGACGGAAGCCAACCGCCGGGGAGGAACCAAGACGGCGACGAGAACCAAGACAGCAACGGCGACAGCGACAGCAACGGCGACAGCAACGGCGACGGCGACAGCAACAGCAACAGCGAAAAGCAGCACUUGCUGGACUACCUCUCCCGCCUCCACCGGACGGAACUCGCGCUGCGGAGCCUGGUCCUCCGCCAGCUCGGGGACAUUCCCAUCCCGGUCCUCGCCACCGCCGCGGACGAGCGGACCGGGACCAUGGAAACCAUGGACGCCCCCGACUUUGAGGACCCCUCGGCGAUCGAAUGGAAGACCUCCGGCAGCGACUGGAUCGGCACCACCAUCUAUCGGCCAGACCUCGAAUCGACGCUGGGGGUCGAAACCACCGCCUGCUACUGGUACCAGAUCAAGGACUUCUCGGAGGCCGUCCCCUCCACCGCGGAGGAUGCCGAGGAGGGAGCGAUGGAGCGCAGGAUGCGCUUCCGGGCCGUUCUCGUUCCAGAGGCACCGAAACAGAAACAGAAACAGCCGCCGGACGCGCUGGUCCUGACCGAGGCACAGGUCAGUGCCGGGGCGAGGGCCGCGGAGCUCCGCAGGCAGCAAGAACCAUCCCGGCGGGCCUCCACCGCCUCCGGCCCGGAUUCCUGGACCUCCCACCCCUUUGCCACCGAAAUCGGGGACCGCAUCACCCUGGUGGCCCUCGACGACGACGAGGGGGACGGCGGUGGCAGUUGCGACGAAGGAACCGCGGACCAACGCGCCGGCCCUUUGGAGAUCUCCUGCCGGGUGGUCGGGCACGACAGCGUUGCCGAAGGCGAUGGCACCAACAAGGACGACGGCGGCGACGGCGGCGACGACGAAGCCGGGGUGGAGUUCCGGAUCCUCGUCCUGCCCGAGGGCAAGCCCAGCGGCGAAGCCGAUGCCGAGGGGAACGCAUCGGCCCCCGCCGGUCCUCCGGUUCCCUUCUGGGCCACGCUGGACGUCCGGGCCGACGAUGCSUCCUACGUCUGCCAGCCCGACGGGACCUCGCGGUGGUACUCGAUCGAGUACCAGGAUUUCCACGCGGAUUCCGAGCCCUACAAGGCCUGCCAGGCGAUCCUCGACUGGCUCUCGCGCCAGAGCAAGGCCAUGCCCUUUAUGGAACCCGUCGAUCCGGUGGCCCUGGGGAUCCCUACCUACCCCGACAUCGUCAAGCACCCCAUGGACAUUUCCACCAUGGCCAAGAAACUCGAGAACGGGGCCUACUCGAGCAUUCCACCGGGCCAGUCGGUGGGAAACAGCCUUGUCUGCCGCAUGCUCAACGGACCCUUCCGCAAAGACGUGGAGCUCAUCUUUGACAACGCCACACUCUUCAACCCCCCCGACGACUGGAUCGCCGUGGCGGCGACGGCYCUCAAGAAGAGCGUCACCAAAAAGAUCGACGCRGCGGCCUACGCGGCGGAAAAAAAGAAUGCCGGCGGCGACGGAAACCAGCGCGGGAGCCUCUACGUCGACGAGGAUUCCGACGUCGACAUGUACGAGUACGAGACCGACCACGACGAGGACUUUGGAACGACCCGGAGGGGCAAGCGGAAACGGGCCACCGCCCGGACCAAGGGCAGCAAGGACGAGGCGGCCGCGCGACCGAUGGAACACCCGAUCAAGCUGCAGAACUGCCUCCGAGACGGGAACGACCUCCGGGGCCGCUUUUCGGGCCUCCCACUGAACAGGGCCGCGGGGACCUAUGCCAUGCCCCCCGGCUGGAGCUGCCGCGCCGCCACCCGGGGACAAGGUGCAAAAGCCGGCGGGGAGGAGAACGACAACGACAACGAGAACGAGAGCCAAAACGGUUCCGAUGGAGAGGAAGAUCCCCCCGCCGCGUCGGAGGAAGACCGGGAGCACGCGCGGGAAAUGGAGGAUCUCCUCGCCCUGCACAAGCAGCUGGGGGAGGCCGAAACCUCCGGCCUAAGGCGAUCGUCGCGAGAGUCCCGUCCGACCUCUGCCCGCCGAUCGUCGGCCAAGAAAAAAGACUCCGUCCCCAAGACGGAGGGCCUCGAAUACUACCCGAUCCACGCCCACGCCCACGCCAGUGGAGAUGCCGGUGUCGAGAAGACCAAAACGAAGCCCUCCUCCUCCCGGCUGGACGUGGAAAUCGCGCAGGAAAAGCUCCACGAGGACUACUACGCGGGUCUCUACCAAAAACACGAAAAGGACCUGGUGGGCGGCGAGGGUGGGCACGCGGUCUACUCCAGCGGAUCAUUUCCGCCCUACCUCGGCCGGGUACUCCCCUCCCGGAACCAGAAGGGAUCGAGCUGGGAAAUUCGUUCCUCCUUUGUCGUCCCCGCCCUGCGCUGGGUGAUCCGCGGCCUGGUCCGCUCGGGGCACCUGACCGCCACCGAGCCCAUGUCCAGCGGGGGCGCCGGGGCCAGCAACCACGACACGUCCGCCGGCUCGAUCCUCACCAACGACGUCUACUACCGGGACCCGGCUGCGGUUCCCUUUGGGGUCCUCGACACCCGGGGGCUACACCGGAAGAAGCGCGCCGGAAACCAGAGCGGGGACGAUUCCAGCGAGGACGAGGUCGAGAUGAGCGAGUACGAAAAGCUCCGGGCCGAGCGCGUGGCRAGGAACGCSGAGCGCCUGAAGCUUCUGGGACUGGCGUAGCUACCACAMCCGAGGAUGGAAGGGCCAAGAGGUGGGUAUCUCUCUGGUUUGGAGCUUGGCCGUCCAGCGGAAGGUGCAGACMAACACAAACGACGGAACAAAGCCCACGCGUUGCCACCGAUCAUUCUUAGAGAAAACUAGAGAAUUCUAUUACUAGUUUUCAUGAUUCAGUUCACUCGGAAUCUAACCCUUUCAAAAGCUUCGGAUGUCUAGCAUUUGGCUUCAAUUCUUUCGCUUGAUUUCUGGGGGAUGAGACUUAAAAAAUAAUAGCAUCAGUUACCACGUAUUUAGUUGUAUGAUCUAGUUACUCGGUAUGGCUGCUUUCUCCUCGACGAUUCAUAGUUGAAGAGACACAAAAACAACCAUUUCACACGUAUAAUUUACAAGUAUAAAAUGUUGGGUGAGAAGACUGUUUUCUUCGUUUCGCUGAGGGACUUCUCAUCGUUUCGAUUCGUCGUUACGCAAGAUACAAAUCGGCGUACAAGUACGGAUUGACCAAAUCUUCUGUGGUGACCAUUGUCCCUGUCUGGUAACCCGCAAAUUCGAACUCUGUUCCCGUGACGAUCAUAUAAUUUUCGGAUACGUAAUUGGGUCCAUUGGCCACGAAUGCGCCGACGCUCUGAAUGGGAGUCUUGGUGUUCCCAGCAUUGCCGUUCUUGCGGUUUCCGUUUCGGGUYCGGUCGGCCAGCAAUCCAAGGACGAUCUCAUAGGUGCACAUAAGAUCRUCGCCCGCUUCGGAAAUACCGGUGCAGAGCGUGACAAAUGUUCCCACCGGYACGUCGCUCAUGAGAUUGUCGUCGUAGUCCUCCCAAUAAUAGAUUUGUCCGUUUAGAGCGAGAGUGUCACCCACCCCAAAGUCUCCUGCAGCYGGGCUUCCGGCUUCCUCUCUGACCAUAAUGAAUCGCAUGAAGUCUUUGUARGGUCGGUCGGGUCGCGGCGGCUUGGGCUUCUCCACGGCGUCAUCGUCGUAGAUUGGCUUGCCUGUGACGUUCUUGCACUUUUUCUUAUCGUGCUUGURGUGCUUUUCUUUCUUGUCCUUUUUUGAUUUCUUAUCCUUCUUGUGACUCUUCGAGUAGAAACUUUCGCAUUCGUAAUAGUCGUCCGCUCCUUUGUGACCGUGGUGCUUGCCCCCGUUUCUUGAUCCGUAUCUGCCGGCCAGGUUUCGUGCUCUCAGACUCGUAAGCUGCCUUUGUUCUGGGUCCAUGGAAUUUGUAUCGAUUUUGUUUCUAAUUCCGUCGCUUUUCGUUCUGCUAUCGCUAUACGUCGUUUGAAAGUCAUAGAAUGGGGUCAACUCCGCAUUGACAGCCAACAAAGCACAUCCGAUGAGGACUAGGAAGCUUAGUGAAAUAGACGAUUGUGUCAUGA